Molecule: messenger RNA, 1753 nt
Organism: Dendrobium catenatum
Lineage: Eukaryota; Viridiplantae; Streptophyta; Magnoliopsida; Asparagales; Orchidaceae
Product: cysteine protease XCP2
Exons: 4
Coding region: 287-1351 (354 amino acids)
Cellular component (GO): lysosome
Molecular function (GO): cysteine-type endopeptidase activity
Source: RefSeq, a predicted model, not a curated record
UUAGGCUGAUUAAAGUAGUUGAGAUAAGACUAAUGAUGAUGAUAAUAAUGAGAGGAAUUUAAGAAAAAAAAAGUAUUUCAUGAGAACUAUAACUAUUGCCAAUCCCUUGAAAGCUAAUGCAUAUACAGUACUGAGAAACAGUACGAUACUUGACGCAGCCAUGCUUCAAACCAAAGCCUCCUCAUGAACAAGCUUCAAGCCACCGCAUCAAACACUUUGCGUAUAAGCUACUUGCAAUACAAAUCAAUAUAUAAUGCUUAAGAACCAUAAACCAUAGUAAAGAAACAUGCAGUCCUCCAUCAUGUAUCUAUCUUUCCUCUUCUUCUCCCUCGUCCUCUUCUCCAGCUCUGCAAUUCCCAGCGAAUUCUCCAUUGUGGGCUACAGAGAGGGGGACCUGACGUCCCAUGAUAGCCUGAUUGAUCUGUUUGAAUCAUGGAUGGCUAAGCACAAUAAGUCAUAUGACACCAUUAAGGAGAUGAUGAGAAGGUUUGAAGUUUUCAAGGAUAAUCUAAAGCAUAUUGAUGAGACAAACAAGAAGAGAACCAGUUACUGGCUUGGACUCAAUGAGUUUGCUGACCUCAGUCAUGAGGAGUUCAAGAUGAUGUAUCUUGGUCUGAAGCCCAACUUCACGAGAAGACAGGAAGCCACUUCAAGUGAUAAAAGAGAAUUCAUGUAUGAGAAUGCUGUAGACUUGCCAAAGUCUGUGGACUGGAGGAAGAAAGGAGCCAUCACCCCUGUCAAGAAUCAGGGAGCAUGUGGUAGUUGCUGGGCAUUCUCUACGGUGGUGGCGGUGGAGGGAAUAAACAAGAUCAUGACAGGGAACCUGACAUCACUUUCAGAGCAGGAGUUAAUAGACUGUGACAAGCCACUCAACAAUGGUUGCAAUGGAGGGUUGAUGGACUACGCUUUCCAGUAUAUAGUCUCAAGUGGGGGACUCCACACUGAGGAUGACUACCCCUAUCUCAUGGAGGAAGGCACAUGUGAUGACAAGAGGGGAGCGUUGCAAGUUGUGACCAUUACUGGAUAUGAAAAUGUGCCAGAGAACAAUGAAGCCAGCCUUUUGAAAGCAUUGGCGCACCAGCCAGUGAGUGUUGCCAUUGAAGCCUCUGGCAGAGAUUUCCAGUUUUAUACUGGGGGGAUCUUUGAUGGUCCUUGUGGUACUGAGCUGGAUCAUGGAGUUGCAGCUGUUGGAUAUGGAUCAAGCAAGAGUGAAGACUACAUCAUUGUUAAGAAUUCAUGGGGCUCCAAGUGGGGAGAAAAGGGUUAUAUUAGGAUGAAAAGAAGCACAGAAAAUAAGGAGGGACUGUGUGGCAUCAACAAGAUGGCUUCCUACCCUACCAAAAAGAUGUGAACAAUGAAAGAAAGGCCUUGCAUGGUUUUAUCUUCAAGUUAAUUAUAUUCAUAUUUCCCUACAACAGUGUUCCUUCAUCACCCUUAUUUUCGGGGUUAUGUGGAGAUUCAACAGAUUGAAGCUAUGUGAUUGACAUUUCCCUACAGAAACUAAAAAAAAAAAUGUUCUAUUUUAGCGCUGAUAUACUUUGCACAAAUGUUAAGGGAAGUAAAAGUCAGCUCAAUCACUAAAGAAAACAUAAAACACCAAGCCAUUAGGUAAAGAUAAAAUACUGUGAAGUCAAGUCACUACAGGACAUAGCUCACCAGGUCAUCAUGCGGACAUUCAAUAAUUAUACAUAAUAAGAGUAAGAUCAAAUAAGGGAUUGCAAACUGAUAUAACAAGAACCCAAAAAGGUCUCAA